This is a messenger RNA of Protobothrops mucrosquamatus (brown spotted pit viper), 1629 nucleotides long. RefSeq names its product heat shock transcription factor 1 (gene HSF1). The record is from RefSeq and is a predicted model, not a curated record. The transcript is spliced from 13 exons. Gene Ontology annotation, biological process: regulation of DNA-templated transcription. Lineage: Eukaryota; Metazoa; Chordata; Lepidosauria; Squamata; Viperidae. The coding region runs from base 1 to 1629 and encodes 542 amino acids. Gene Ontology annotation, molecular function: sequence-specific DNA binding; DNA-binding transcription factor activity.
AUGGAGCCCCCCGGCGCCGUGGCAGGAGGCGGAGCGGGCAGCAACGUGCCUGCCUUCCUCACCAAGCUGUGGACGCUGGUGGAGGACCCGGACACGGACGCGCUCAUCUGCUGGAGCCCGAGUGGGAACAGCUUCCAUGUUUUCGACCAAGGCCAGUUUGCCAAGGAGGUCCUCCCCAAAUAUUUCAAACACAACAACAUGGCCAGCUUUGUGCGGCAGCUGAACAUGUACGGUUUCCGAAAGGUGAUCCACAUCGAGCAGGGCGGGCUGGUCAAGCCCGAGAAGGAUGACACUGAAUUCCAGCACCCCUACUUCCUCCGUGGCCAGGAGCAUCUCCUGGAGAACAUCAAGAGGAAAGUCACCAACGUGUCCGGCAUAAAGAACGAGGACAUCAAGGUUCGCCAGGACAGCAUGACCCAGUUGCUGACCGAUGUCCAGCUGAUGAAGGGCAAGCAAGAGAGCAUGGACUCCAAGCUGAUCUCCAUGAAGCACGAGAACGAGGCCCUGUGGCGAGAGGUGGCCAGUUUGCGUCAGAAGCACACGCAGCAGCAGAAGGUCGUCAGUAAGCUCAUCCAGUUCCUGAUUUCCUUGGUGCAGUCCAACCGGAUCCUCGGGGUGAAGAGGAAGAUCCCCCUGAUGCUGAACGACGGCGGUUCACCCCACAGCAUGCCCAAGUAUGGCCGGCAGUACUCCUUGGAGCACCUCCACAGCCCGUCCCCCUAUUCGGCGUCCUCCCCAGCGUACGGCGGCCCCAAGCUCUACUCUCCUGACUCCGGCCCCAUCAUCUCCGACGUGACCGAACUGGCCCAGUCCAGCCCGUCCCCCUGCCCCAGCAGCAGCAGCUUUGAGGAGGAGAGGAGCAGCCCCCUGGUCCGUAUCAAGGAAGAGCCCCCGAGCCCCUCCUGCAGCCCCUCCGCAGAGGACGUCAGCCCCGUGGGCCCCCCGCUCUCGCCCUCCACGUUCAUCGAUUCCAUCUUCCAGGAGGAGCAGCCCAGCAGCACUUCGGCCACGGCCCCCCCCACCCAGGGCAGCCCAGCGCAGCCCCAGGAGAAGUGCCUCAGCGUGGCCUGCCUGGACAACAGGAACGACAGGCAGGUGGCGUUGGCAGGAGUGCCCAGAGGGGCCGUGGCAUGCUCUGCCCUCCCCCCCCCGCCCCACCAGGUGCCCUUUUGCCUCCCCAGGAACGAGCUGAGCGAGCACCUGGAGACCAUCGAUUCCAGCCUGGACCACCUGCAGACCAUGCUGACCACCCACAGCUUCAGCGUGGACACCAGCGCCCUGCUGGACCUCUUCAGCCCUUCCAUGGGGGUGACGGACAUGAACCUGCCGGAUCUGGACAGCAGCUUGGCCAGCAUCCAGGAGCUCCUCUCCUCGCAGGAGCCGCAGAAGCCAGCCGAGGGGGAAGACGCCACGGCAGACGCAGGCAAACAGUUGGUGCAUUACACGGCCCAGCCCCUCUUCCUGGUGGACUCCAACACGGUGGACGUGGGCAGUGCGGACGUGCCCAUCUUCUUCGAGCUGGGGGAAGGACCCGGCUUCCCCGAGGGAGAGGAUGGCUUGGAGGACCCCAGCCUCUCUCUGCUCUCUGGGACGGAGCACCCCAAGCCCCAGGACCCCGCGGUCUCCUAA